Cylicostephanus goldi is the source of this 213-nucleotide messenger RNA. The record is from the annotation of a GenBank genome assembly. Lineage: Eukaryota; Metazoa; Nematoda; Chromadorea; Rhabditida; Strongylidae.
AUGACGGCACUUGUCAUCGCAAUUCUCCUUUACAAUUAUGGCCAAGGCGAACUAUUCCCGCAUUUGAAUACGGUUCGCUCCCCUCGUUACAAUGCUUUGGUGUGGUUUUUCGUGAGACUGGACAGUAAUGAGUCUACCGUGAAGGAAGAAGACUUGACUGAUUUUAGCUUGGUGGAAGAGUUGAAAAAGUUUGACAUCGACAAAGAUCUGACU